AUGACAGCGAUUAAAGAAGACGACGAAGCGAAAACACCAGGGUAUAUCGUUCGUCCAAGAGAAGCGUAUCGUUCACGUCGUUUGGACGAUCGUUCACGAGAAUCCCACGGAGCACGGGACUUGUCUCCACACACGCACACGGACCCCGUGCUUUUUCCCCAACGAAAACGAAGAAAGCUUCUCUACCUGCCGCACACCGCCGGGACGGGGACUCCGCAGAGAUUCAAGGUGUUUCCGACCUCUUGGCGAGCAAACAAUCGUGGCGGCCGCAAUGGAAUUCCUCGACGAGAUCAAAGCGUUGAGGGAAAUCAACGGCAGCGCGAUUCUCAGCUUCGUCGAUGGCGAACGUGGAACAGUGGCAUCGUUUACAUUUUCAUGGCUUCGGAGCGUCCCAUCCAGGGGCGAAGAUUCCAUACAACCCCCGCAAUUCGACUUCGCCUGAAGCUUCGUGAAAAAUAAUGAAAAGCUGACAAGGUUAGUAACAAUUUCUUUAAUUUUUCAGUUUCUAUUUUAUUUUAAACUUAAACUAAUGGAUUCACUUUUCACGUUUUCUUGCGAUAGAGGCUGCAUUUUGUUUUUACAAUUCUACUCAUAUAUCGUUUAAGAUCUACGUCGAUCACUAGCGGAUAGGGCAUUUUAUUUUCAACAUCAAAAAAGUUUAUACGUUAACAGGUUUCUAUUUGAACUAAUAAUAAACAAAGUGACCGAGUCUUGCACAUAUGUAUUUUUUUUUUUUAACACGUUUACAUUUUUGACAUACCUUCACACAUCUGUUCGACACAUUUUAUUGGGGCCCGCUGCUCCCCCCUCCCCCUAGCUCGAGUACCGCGGGGUUGCUAAGCCCGUACUGUAGCUAUGUACGAUCAAACAUAGCUACAGACCCUGAGGACAAGUUCGAAGUAUCUUUGCUGCAUUGCUUCUUUUUUAUGUGCACUUUCUAAGAAUUUUUGUAACAUAUUUCUAUCUAUAGUAAAGGCUGGAUAAGUGCAAGAUAGGAUUGACUGGAUAAAUGGAAGAUGACUAUCCCCAUCACUGAAGGGUUUCCCCUUAACUCUUUCCUCUUUCUUUUCACUCUCUGUCCUUUUCUACAUUCGACUCUAGCCAAAUGUAAACACAGAAUAGAAACCUCGACUGGCUAACUGCAAUGUUUGAGUCCCGAUUUUCUUGUACUUGUCCAGUCUUUACUCGUUUACUGUAUUACCAAAGUAAUUUGGAUGUGUACUUGCUUCUGCGCGUGGAUAAAACCCAGCGUAAAUGGUUGGCAAUAAAUAACGAUAAUAAACGAUUUCUCUAACUCUCCCUCUGAAAUUCGGAAUGGGUUAAAACGACCGUGCUUCGUAAACCCGGUGUUA
Molecule: messenger RNA, 1352 nt
Organism: Hylaeus volcanicus
Lineage: Eukaryota; Metazoa; Arthropoda; Insecta; Hymenoptera; Colletidae
Exons: 4
Coding region: 1-459 (152 amino acids)
Biological process (GO): viral DNA genome packaging
Source: RefSeq, a predicted model, not a curated record